GUUUAUUCAGUACUAGAACCUGCUUCCGAAGAUUGAGAAAGAGAGAGCAAUUCAUUCAGCCAUCGAAUUGCAGAACCUAUAAUGGACUCAGAUUCAGAUCAUUUGGAAAACAGCGACCCCGGUUUUGUUUGGGAUGAAAAUUCACAGCUUUACUUCCACGCCAGUACUGGAUUUUAUCAUGACCCUAAUGCUGGCUGGUACUAUAGCAGCAGCGACGGCGUUUAUUACAAAUUUGAGGAUGGAAAAUAUGUGCCUUUAGGUUCCAAUGAGUUGGUGAUUGAAGUUCUUUUGCAUGUUACGAAGGAUGAUUGUGAAGAAACAGUUCAGUGCAAGGAAACUACACCAGAAAAUCCUCAGCAAAUAUGCGGUAACAACAAUGGGGAUUCCACUUCGUUCCUUGAAAGGGAAUUUGAUACUGGCCAACACACAGGAACCUUGGUUGAUGAAGCAUUUGAUGAUGAUGCCAUGAAUUCCAUGAGCAGUCCAGCUUGUGAAAAUCCCCCUCCACCACCAUCAGAAUGGUUAGAGGACACGCUUAUUGAACUUUACUUAUCUGGCUACAACAACACAGCAGUUAGUGCAGCUGAUACAGCAGCAGUGCCCUUCGAAACAGACAGUGAAUAUUACUCUUACCACAAUACUGAUGAAGUGGAAAGGGAGUGGAUCCCGGGCCCAGUGGAUGAUAAUGUCAUAGCUGAUAAUGAAGGUACUGUAGAUGAAAGUGUAGCUUACAGUGAUACUUAUGAAUUGGAAGAAGGUGAGUGGAUCCCAGACUCAGAGGACGAAAAUGGCAUAGCUGAUAGAAGUCCUAUUGAUGAAGGUAUCUUGUUGGAUGAAGAGAAUUGGCGUGCUCAAUAUGGUCAGGUGACUGAAUCAGGGAAUGAUCUGGUUUCAGAGUUUUCAAUUGUGGACUUAUGGGAUUGGGAAAUGGUUAGAGGAUCCAAAAAAGAUGGAAAGGAUAAUGCAGCAAGGUUGGUCGGAAGACUAGUGAAACAAUCUGCAAAGCCACAUCCAUCCAUCCGUUCUGGCAGAGGGAAGUUAAGAUCUGCUCCUAUCUGUGAAGUACAUCUCGAUCUGGUACGAGUCAAAACAGGUCAAGUGUACAAAUUGCGAAAUCCUAGUGCUAGCUAUGUGGCUUCAAUCUCAACUUAUAAUUCUGCCAAUCCAACAAAAGAUUGGGAUUUUCCUCAGCUAUCAUCUAAUAGAAAUAUCACUCGUUUCUCUAAGUCCAGUGAAGGUACUGGUACUGCUUCGACUUCAGAUGAAACUCCUGUAGAGAAGGAUUUGUCUGUGUUGUCAACUCAGCUCUCUGCAUCCAAGCAAAUGAUAAAACAACAAUACAGAGAUAGAGCUGCUGAAAGAAGAAUCUUGCAUGGUGGCUUUGGUGUGGAUCCAGGACAGAAGAAUCACGCCGUUCGUGAUGAUACAACAUCAUCGCCUGAUGAUUACUGUCCAGAAGAAGCUGCAUCAGAGGCAUUGCAGAUGUCAUUUGGAGCCGGUAGUUAUGCCAGGAAACUUUUAGAAAACAUGGGUUGGAAGGAGGGAGAAGGGCUUGGGAAUUCAACCAAGGGCUUGGUGGAACCUAUUCAACCGGUUGGAAACAUCGGCAGUGCAGGUUUGGGAUGGCCUCGUCGAAAUUGACAAAAUGAGUACCAGUCCAACAAACUUGCUGUCUUGCCAACAGUUCAAGGGAAUUAGUUACACUUAGAAGCUUAGAUCUAGUCAUAGUAUGCAGAUCUUGUAUUUUAAUUCAAUCAAACUUUCUUUCCUUCCUCCCUAUGGCACUACUGUUUGGUGCAUGAGUUAGUAUGUUUGAUAAAAAUACACGAUCAAUUGGAGCACAAAUGGUUGUAUGGGUUCCACCAACAAAAAUACUUGAUUACCACAAAAGAAUAUUCACGAAAAGUAAAAAAUAAUAAAAAUGAAUCAAUGUAAAUAAUGUA
Messenger RNA from Lotus japonicus, 1943 nucleotides. RefSeq lists its product as uncharacterized. The transcript has 10 exons. Gene Ontology annotation, molecular function: RNA binding. Gene Ontology annotation, biological process: mRNA splicing, via spliceosome. The coding region runs from base 82 to 1641 and encodes 519 amino acids. Gene Ontology annotation, cellular component: nucleus. The record is from RefSeq and is a predicted model, not a curated record. Lineage: Eukaryota; Viridiplantae; Streptophyta; Magnoliopsida; Fabales; Fabaceae.